AUGGCAGUCGACGACGCUACCUAUAAUCAACACCUUCACCACCGCGGGUCGGUAGACCAGCUGUUUGAGCUGGUGGAUGGCCUCGACGAUACCCAGAUUCACUCUUUACUGGAGGAUUUUAACAAUACCGUCUCGAGCAAUGUUCCUGUCUCUCACGGUAUCGAGUUUUUCGAACACCCGAGCUCUAUGACAAGAGCAAAGACUACACCAACGACGACCACGACGACAACAGCAGAACCUACGAGAUCGUCUUCUAUUCGCAAGAGCUUUAAUAAGCUGCCUCGAUUGUUUACGCGCUCACCGAGCAAGAGAUCUGCCUCGGCACCAAUACAGCGUCCCCAGACUGGUUUGCCACCUGCGACACGACACUACCGACGAAUCAGUCGGCCUGUGCUGCCUUCACUCGCGAACGGCCCAGAUUUGGACGCUUUACUCUCAGCCUACCUGUCGCCUGCACCACCUUCAACCUCGCACAAGACCAUCUCCCCAUCAAGGUCGAUAUCCAGCAGUUCUACUCUAAGCAUCGAAGCGGAAGACUCUGGCGUUGAUUCGCUUGCACCCCUGGUCUUUGGCAGACCACAAAGGGAAGAGAGCCCGAUGGGCGACAUCAUGGAAGUGUUGUCUUUCUAA
Fusarium venenatum is the source of this 630-nucleotide messenger RNA. RefSeq lists its product as uncharacterized. NCBI's taxonomy places the organism in Eukaryota, Fungi, Ascomycota, Sordariomycetes, Hypocreales, Nectriaceae. The record is from RefSeq and is a predicted model, not a curated record.